This is a messenger RNA of Melanotaenia boesemani (Boeseman's rainbowfish), 4467 nucleotides long. It is a transcript of the gene timeless, whose product is annotated as timeless circadian clock. The transcript has 30 exons. NCBI's taxonomy places the organism in Eukaryota, Metazoa, Chordata, Actinopteri, Atheriniformes, Melanotaeniidae. Gene Ontology annotation, molecular function: DNA binding. Gene Ontology annotation, biological process: replication fork arrest; DNA replication checkpoint signaling; DNA repair. Gene Ontology annotation, cellular component: replication fork protection complex. The record is from RefSeq and is a predicted model, not a curated record. Bases 228 to 4010 code for a protein of 1260 amino acids.
UCGCUCGCUGUCUUGGCGCGAGACUUGUUCGAGUUGUUUGGAUUGGAAGACAGCAAGUCAGCUUUAAUUUUAUACGAAUGGAAAAGGGUUUCAUUUUAUUCCUUGGCAGUUGUUAAAGGCGGCAUCCGGAGCGUGACGAUACCCAAACAGUGUGACGUCUGAACCUGGCUGAUCAGGCUAAACCUCUGUAAUUUAAGGCCAGCUGACACUGUAUAAACUUAUUCGGGAUGAACUGUGAACUUCUAGCAACAUGCAGUGCACUUGGUUAUCUGGAAGGAGACACCUAUCACAAGGAGGCAGAUUGCUUAGAGAGUGUGAAGGACUUGAUCCGGUAUUUACGUUAUGAGGACGACACCCGUGAUGUCCGCCAGCAGCUGGGUGAUAGCCAGAUUGUCCAGAAUGACCUUCUGCCCAUUAUCAUUCAGUAUAGACAAGACAAAUCCUUAUUUGAUGCCUGCAUCAGGCUCAUGGUCAACCUUACUCAGCCUGCCAUGCUGUGUUUUGGUAAAAUUCCAGAUGAUCCAGUGUUUAGGCAUCACUUUCUGCAAGUGACAGCUUAUUUACAAGCCUAUAAAGAGGCAUUUGCCAGUGAGAGGGUGUUUGGAAUUUUAAGUGAGACCUUAUACGACCUUCUACAACUUGACUGGGAGAAGAGACAAGAAGAAGACAAUCUCCUGAUAGAGAGGAUAUUGCUGCUUGUCAGAAAUGUGCUUCAUGUACCUGCAGACCCUUGUGAAGAGAAGAAGGUGGACGAUGAUGCCAGUGUCCAUGACAGGGUGCUGUGGGCCAUUCACAUGAGCGGUUUUGAUGACCUGGUCAAGUUCCUGGCGUCGGCCCAGAGUGAGCAGCAGUGGAGUAUGCAUGUGUUGGAUAUAAUCUCACUCAUGUUCAGAGACCAGACACCUGAAGCUUUGGUGAGCGCCGGUCAUGCUCGUUCAGUAGAAGAGAAACAGAAAGACUCUCAGGAGCUGGAGGCGCUGAGGGAGAGGGAGCAUGCAGAGAAACGCUCCCGCACAUUUCAAAGAGGAAACAGACACUCCCGCUUCAGAGGGUCUUAUGUUGUUCAAGGCCUCAAGGCAAUCGGGGACAAAGAUUUGAUCUAUCACAGAAAUAUUCACAACUUCAACAAUUACACUCAUGACACUGACAAAACAGUGAGACGUGUUCCCAAGCGGAAUAGAAAGGCCCAGGAAUGUAAGGACAAGCGGCGCUCAGCCUUAAAUGUUCGACUUUUCCUGCGAGAAUUUUGUGUGGACUUCUUGGAAAACUGCUACAAUCGACUCAUGUACCUUGUUAAGGAAAGUCUGAUUCGAGAGCAGACGCAGCAACACGAUGAGACGUAUUACCUCUGGGCUCUCAGCUUUUUCAUGGCUUUCAACCGUGGCAACGGUUUCCGUGCAGAUUUAGUUUCUGAGACCAUGUCUAUUCGUACUUUUCAUUUUAUUGAACGCAACAUUACCAACUACUAUGAGAUGCUGUUAACAGACCGCAGAGAGGCAACGUCUUGGUCCCGCAGGAUGCACUUGGCACUAAAGGCAUAUCAAGAAUUGCUGUUAACUGUGAAUGAGAUGGACCGCUCACAUGAUGAAAGCAUCCGUCAGAGCUCCAAUGUUAUUAAAAGUAACAUAUUCUACCUGAUGGAGUACAGGGAGAUUUUUCUGACUUUGCUAAGAAAGUACGAUGAAACCAAACAACCUCACUCCUACCUCAAAGACCUGGUGGAGUCAACACAUCUCUUUUUGCGCAUGUUGGAACGCUUCUGCAAAGGUCGGAGAAACUUGAUUGUGCAGAGGAAGAGGGUGAAACGGAAGAAGUCUCAGAAUAAAAAAAAGGGGUCUGCACCAGAAACUAGUCCAGAAGUCCUUGAAGAGACCUGGAAGAUUGUGGAGGAAGAACUGAAGACAACAGGGUUUCAGUUGUCAGAGUCUGUAAUUGAAAACAUCGUACCAUUUGAUGCCACCUCUGAAACUCCUCUUGAGGAGCAGCGCACUGAGGCUAUGGUGCGAGUACAAGAUGCUUUGCUUGCAAGGUUGGGACCAGAAUCUCUGGGGCUGCUGCGUGCUGCCAGGGAGGUUUGGCCGGAGGGUGACGUGUUCGGUUCAGCUGAUGUGGAACCUGAAGAGGAACUAGAACUUCUGAAGCAAAUCCUCCAUGCCAACCUGCCAAGGUCAUCUCCUGAGAUUCUGAUGGAGGAGGACGAUGAUGGUGCCGAGAUAGAAGAGGAAGAGUACGAGCCUGUCCAGGUUUCUGAAACAGAAUUCAACCUUCUGGACUUUAUCAAAAGAUUUGCCAACCCCAGCAUUGUGCGUCCAUACCUUCUCCUAUUAAAAUCCUAUUCAAAAAACACACCCCACACAAACCACUGCAUUGCUCGAAUGCUGCACCGCUUGGCUGUUGACCUGAAAAUGGACGCCCUGCUCUACCAGUUGUCAGUCUUCCACCUUUUCAACAAAAUCCUGAGCGACCCCGCUGCAGCCGCUUACAAGGAACUAGUGACCUUUGCCAAGCAUGUGCUGAACCAUUUCUUUUCUGUGGCAGCACAAAACAACAAGGCAUAUGUUGAACUGCUUUUCUGGAAAAAUGUGGGGGCUGCACGUGAGAUGACAGAAGGCUACAGCAAAGAAGGAGAGGGAAAGAAACCAACGUGGACUGAAGAGGAGGAAGAGGAGCUGCGUAAACUAUACAUGGAGCAUCGUGAUUCUGAAGUGCCGGACAUAGUGGAGACUCUGCUGCCUUUACUCAGCAACAGCAACCGCACUCGACGACAAGUCGUGACACAACUGGUGCAUAUGGGCCUUGCUGACAAUGCUAAAGAACUGAAGAAACAGAAGAAAGGUACACGAAUUGUACUGUGGACAGAGGAGCAGGAAGAAGAGCUGCACAUGCUCUUUGAAGAGUACAAAGACUCUGACGAUGUGCUGGGGAACAUCUUAAAGAAGCUCACAGCUAAGCGAUCCCGUGGACGUGUGGUGGACAAGCUGCUUAGCAUGGGUUUGGUGUCCGAGAGACGAGAACUUUAUAAGAAAAGAAGCCGCAGUGCUCAAGGAAAGAGCUCUGGACAGGCAAUGACUGAAGAAGAAUUCUUAGCUGAAAUGACCCAAGAUGCCCUCGAUGAUUCAGUGGACAAAGAUGAUGAUGAGGAGGAGGAGGAGGGUGAGCAUGAUUCUGAAGACCACGAGGAAGAUAAAGAGGAGGAAAGAGAAAAUUCCCAAAAUAGUGGAAUAAAGAGCCAAAGCUUUCACCUCACAGUAGAGAGAAGAGCUGACAUAUGUGCCAUGGUUAAUGCGCUACAUGAGGAAGGCAUGUCUGGACCCUUGUUGUGGCUACAGAACUGUCUCAACAAAACAGCAAAGGACCGAAAAGAUGAUGGCGUAUCCCAGCCUGUUCCACUUGUUCCUCUGGCUGAGGCAAAUGAAGAAGCAAUGGAAAACAAGAGUUUCCUGAGGCUGUUACGCAAACUGGGAAUUCGACCACCUGCAAAUGAACAAGAGAUAUUCUGGAGAAUCCCAGCAAAGAUUAGUCCAUAUCAGCUCCAAAGUGCAGCUGCAGCUUUGACACCGAAUGAGAAAGAACCUGAAAACAGUGAAGAGUCCAACGGGACCAGAAACCCAUCAGAAGUACAGAGGCAGGAGGAUGAGGAGGAGGAGGAGAAGGAUGAGGAGGAGGUCUCAGGUGAACAGAGAGCUCAGACUCUCAGAGCUCUGCUGCUCGCACGCAAGAAGAAACACCACACCACUGUGGGUACAGCUCCUGUGUCAGAUUUGAAUUCUGGUGACGAUUCGGACGGUGUAGCUGAGAGCAGGUCUGAGGAGAAGACCUCAACUAAAAGAAGCAGAAGCAGACUUAUGGAUGAUGAUGACGAUGAUAAGGAGGAGACCGAGGAAGACUCCAGCACUGCGAAGGAUAUGGACACAAACGGUGAUGCAGAUUCAGACAGGGAGGAUAUUUCUGCUCCUCUAAAACGAAGACGGAAGAUGGUCUUAAUUGAUGAAGAGGAAGAAGAGGAUUAAUGGUUUUAGUUAAUGGACUGCAGGCAGGAGGGUCCCUUGUGUUACUCAAAAAGGGAUGCAGCCCUCUAGGGGUCAGUUUUCAGACAGCAUAAAGUUUUAUAAACUCAGAGUAAUGGGACCUUUGUUCUCUUGUUGUGAAAACAAAGAUCAUAUCCAGCUAAUUCAUUUUGUUAUCUCUUUAGCUUGAAAUUAAUUUCUGCAUUUGAUUUAUGAUGAUAGAUUAGUUCUUCCAGCCCACUGUUUUUGUUAGUUAUUUAUAUCUUAGCAUUUUUUUUCUUAGCAUUUUAAAUGUCAUUCUAUUAAUCAAAGCUGUAUCACAACACUUAUUAAAGUCAGCUGUUUCAUGUUUUACUUGAAUUUUGAGUCUUCCAUAUCUAAGAAUACCUGUUUCUAUCUAAGUUUUUUUUUAAAUAAUGUUCAAUCUUGGCUUUUUAUUUCUCUGUAAAUUGAAUCAUUC